Molecule: messenger RNA, 339 nt
Organism: Trichoderma gamsii
Lineage: Eukaryota; Fungi; Ascomycota; Sordariomycetes; Hypocreales; Hypocreaceae
Exons: 1
Coding region: 1-339 (112 amino acids)
Source: RefSeq, a predicted model, not a curated record
AUGGGUUCCAGCGUAUCAGAUUCUGCCGAGCUUGCAUUUCUUAAAGACUGUAAAGUUUCGCUUCAUACCACACAUAAAAAAGACGUCGCAGAUGGAGAUUCCUUCACUACCGCAGAUCUCAACGAGCCGAAUUUUAACAUUUUCGGCAUUGACAAGGCAGUCGAAAAUGAUAAUGAAGUCAAAACUUACAAUGACGACCAAACUGAUUUCAACCCUUCCAAGCUACGGUGGUUUCACAUUCCGGCGAACAACAUGGCAUGGAUCGACAUUUUCAUGGGAAGAUGGUUCCAAACAGCUGGCGGUCUAGACAACAAACUGGGAGCAAAUGUGGGAGCUUAA